AUGUUUUCUUCAAAGAUUAUCAGAUUCUCUUCUCGCAUUAUUGGUCUUCGUAGAUUUGUAAGCUCACAGUCAAGCUACAAUGCAAACUAUAAAUGGAUUCCAAGAGCAGCUUUAGUUGCAGGAGUGGGGUUAGCAUCAUUGAAUCCAAUUUUCUGUGAUGAUAAUCAUCAAGAUAUCACUGCAUGUAGAGAAGAUGAACUUAUUGAUGGAGUGUUAAAAAAGGUUCAAAUAGGACAAAACCCAGAAAAUUAUGGGGUAAUUUAAAAUAAAUUAAAAAAUAAACUAAAUAAAAAUCAAUAUAAAAUGCUAAAAGCAAAAAUAUAAUAUAAAAAUUUUGAUAUAAAAAUAUUAUCCAAAAUUAUAAUUGUAAUUGCCAAAGUCAAUGGAUCGGUUUAUGCUGUAAGUGGAAAAUGUUCUCAUUACAAUCUUCCAUUAAAUCCAGGAUACUUAGAUGGCUAUACUUUAAUAUGUCCAUUCCAUGGUGCUCAAUUUGAUAUUCGCACUGGAGAAUUAAUUGGCUCACCAGGCUUGAAAUCACUUCAAUCAUAUCAAGUUAAAAUUUCUGAUGGAAAUGUUAUAGUAAAAAUUCCAGAAGCAAAAAUCAAUGAAGUCACUGCUUCUGUUAAUAGUCGAAGGAUGGUAAAAAGAGACCCAAAUAACCAGACUUCGUUUGUUAUUAUUGGUGGAGGUGCAGCAGGUGAAUCAGCUGCAGAAUCUCUUACUUUAGAGCUCAGUCUAUUUCUAUAUAAAUUAAAAGUUUCUUUAUAAAAAAAUUAAAAAAUAUUUUUUAUACUAAAAAAGUCAGAAAAGAAGGUUUUACAGGCAAAAUCACGAUUUUAACUAAAGAAAAUGUUCUUCCUUAUGACAGAGUUCCAAUCUCAAAAGCAUUCAAAAAUGAUGUCUCUUUGUUAAGAAAUCAAGAAUUUUUUGAUGAAUAUGGAAUUGAAGUAAAAACUGGCGCACUUGUACGCCAAAUUGAUAAUAAAAACAAAACUAUCAAGCUAGAUAAUCAAGAAGAAAUUCAUUAUGACAAAGUUUUACUAGCUUCAGGGUCAUCAGCAAGAGUUCCAGGCCCUUAUAGAAAUUUAGCUGAAAAUUUCGAAGGUAUUUUUACUUUAAGAUCAGCUGCAGACCAUAGCAAAUUUAAAGCUGCCUUGUCAGGUGCCAAAAAUGUUGUCAUUAUUGGGUCUUCAUUUUUAGGACUAGAAGCUGCAGCUUCUAUUAAGCGUGGAAACCCAGAAGUCACUGUAACAGUCAUGGACCUUGAAAGCUCUCCAUUAGAAAGAAUUUUUGGCAAAGAAAUUGCCCAACAAAUUAUACAGUCCCACUCAUUAAAUGGUAUCAAUUUUAUUCUUGGAAAAAGUGCCAGAGCCAUUAAAACAGUUGGGGGAAAAGUUUCUAGUGUCAGCUAUAUGCAUCAAGAAGCUGCUGAGAUGAAGCCAAAAGAAAUUGAAAUUCCAACAGAUUUAUGCCUUAUUAGCAUAAUUUUUUUCAAAAAUAAUUAUUGGCCAAAAUAAAAAAAAUUCAAUAUAAAGGAGUAUACUUUUAUUGGCCACUGGAGGUGCAGUUCAAACUGAUUUUGUCCCAGCAAGUUUAUUAAACUCAGAUGGCAGUGUCAGAGUAAAUCAUCAUUUGCAGACAAUUGACCCAAAUAUAUACGCAGCUGGGGAUAUUGCAUCUUUUUAUAGCAUGCUGUCUGAAGGUCAAGAAAGAGUUGAACAUUGGCAAGUGGCUCAAGACCAAGGCAGAGUGGCUGCUAGCAAUAUGCUUGGAAAAGGGACGUUUUAUAGGUCGGUUCCAUUUUUCUGGACAAAUCAAUUUUUAAAUGUGCAGUUUGUUGGGUUUAGCACUGGAUAUGAUUUUACAUAUACAGAGACAAAAGAAGAAGGAUCUCCUUUAAAGACAGGGAGAAUUAUAAUAAAUCAGAUUAAAAUGGCUCAAAUUAUUAAAAAAAAAUUAUUUAAAAUAAAUUUAAUAGAAUAUAUAGUAUACUUAUUUUUAUAAAAACGGAAGAUGCAUUGGUGCUGCAGCUGUAAAUUGGAUGGGAGCAAUUAUUAAACUGAGAAUUGCACUUGAUAGAGGGUUGAUGCCAGCUAAAGAAGAACUUGUAGCAAAAACAGCGAGCUAUGAAACUAUCGCACAAAGGGUUAAAGAAAGCAGCCCUUGUGGAUGUGCUCAAGGAAAAGGUUGCUGCAAAGGGAAAAAGUAA
This is a messenger RNA of Blepharisma stoltei, 2209 nucleotides long. The record is from the annotation of a GenBank genome assembly. NCBI's taxonomy places the organism in Eukaryota, Ciliophora, Heterotrichea, Heterotrichida, Blepharismidae.